AUGGUUUUUUUCAGCUAUACAGAGGGAAGGCCAGUUGAUUCUUUUCGUGUGUCUAACUUUGGUCAACCAGUUGGAUAUGGCAAAGAGGAUUCUGUUCCCUUGAGUGGAAACUCAAUUUUUGACUCAUUUAAAGUAAGUGGCCAAACAAUUUCUCGAGGUCCUGUUCAACUCAGUUCCUUUGAUAAGUUGCCAACUUCACUUGAUAAAAGCCCAUUUUCGAACCAAACAGAGCAACAAAGUUUGCAAUUACAAAGGGUUCACUCCUCUAAUCUGGUCACUGGUGAUACAGAGCACCAGGAAGAGUCUGCCAUGGCUGAUGCUAGUCCUAGAACUGAUAUUUCUACAGAUGCAGACACUGAAGAUAAGAAUCCACAGUUUGAUAGAAGUCAGGCCCUUGUAGCAGCAGCUUCUGAUUCUAGUGACAGAUCAAAGGAUAAAACAGAUCAGAAGACUCUCCGCAGGCUUGCUCAGAAUCGUGAGGCUGCAAGAAAAAGCCGACUGAAAAAGAAAGCUUAUGUUCAACAGCUGGAAAGUAGUCGUUUAAAGUUGACUCAAUUGGAGCAAGAGCUUCAGCGAGCUAGGCAGCAGGGAAUAUUUAUAUCAGGUUCAAGUGAUCAAGCGCAUUCAAUGACCGGAAAUGGGGCUAUGGCAUUUGAUGUAGAAUAUGCAAGGUGGCUGGAAGAGCACAAUCGACAAAUUAAUGAGCUAAGAGCAGCUGUAAAUUCUCACGCAGGUGAUACAGAACUUUGCAUGAUUAUUGAUGGUGUUAUGGCACAUUAUGAUGAGAUAUUUAAGCUGAAGGGCAAUGCAGCUAAGGCUGAUGUCUUCCAUUUGUUGUCUGGCAUGUGGAAAACACCAGCAGAGAGGUGUUUCCUAUGGCUUGGUGGUUUUCGCUCAUCUGAACUACUGAAGCUCCUGAUAAAUCAGUUGGAACCUCUUACGGAGCAGCAGUUAGCGGGUAUCACCAACUUGCAGCAAUCUUCCCAACAGGCAGAAGAUGCAUUGUCUCAGGGCAUGGAAGCAUUGCAGCAGUCCCUUUCUGAGACAUUAUCCACAGGAUCACUUGGCACCUCUGGUUCAUCAGGGAAUGUGGCAAAUUACAUGGGUCAAAUGGCUAUGGCCAUGGGUAAAUUAGGGACACUUGAGGGGUUCAUUAAACAGGCUGACAAUUUGCGCCAGCAAACACUGCAACAAAUUCAUCGCAUAUUGACAACUCGGCAAUCGGCACGUGCACUGCUUGCCAUACAUGACUACUUUUCUAGGCUGCGUGCUCUUAGCUCUCUUUGGCUUGCCCGCCCCAGAGACUGA
Sphenostylis stenocarpa is the source of this 1308-nucleotide messenger RNA. Lineage: Eukaryota; Viridiplantae; Streptophyta; Magnoliopsida; Fabales; Fabaceae. The record is from the annotation of a GenBank genome assembly.